AUGACUGAAAAAAACAAGUACAAGCAGCUAGAAGGUGCUCAUUUCUCUCUUGCAACUUCUGACGGUGAACUGCUACGGUACGAUGAAAUUUUUAAUUCUCAUCUAAACGACUUGGAAAAAGGUCAUGCAGCUCUCAGGAAGCAAACCUCAAAAAGCGUCCAUCAACAUGAUUAUACUACAGAGGACGAAAACAAGAGAUUUUACAUUAAUAUGCUUGACAUUAUCGACACAUGCAGUCUUUGCCCCUCUUUACCCGAGCAUGUACAAACCGGAAUAUUCUGGGAUCUUAUGAGACUCCAAUCUCAAAACAAUAAGCAAUUGUCAAUUGAUGAAACGGAAGUUGCUUUUAAUAAUUCAUUCUACUCUGUUACACUAAAUGCUGACACGAUUAUUCCUUAUUCAAGUUGGAGUUUGAAUUUGUCAUCAUCUGUCUUUCAGAUAGCAAAUACAAAAACCAAUUUGAGUUGA
Messenger RNA from Schizosaccharomyces cryophilus OY26, 468 nucleotides. RefSeq lists its product as uncharacterized. Bases 1 to 468 code for a protein of 155 amino acids. Lineage: Eukaryota; Fungi; Ascomycota; Schizosaccharomycetes; Schizosaccharomycetales; Schizosaccharomycetaceae. The transcript is spliced from 2 exons. The record is from RefSeq and is a predicted model, not a curated record.